Molecule: messenger RNA, 2418 nt
Organism: Capronia coronata CBS 617.96
Lineage: Eukaryota; Fungi; Ascomycota; Eurotiomycetes; Chaetothyriales; Herpotrichiellaceae
Exons: 2
Coding region: 1-2418 (805 amino acids)
Biological process (GO): ribosome biogenesis; endonucleolytic cleavage of tricistronic rRNA transcript (SSU-rRNA, 5.8S rRNA, LSU-rRNA); maturation of SSU-rRNA from tricistronic rRNA transcript (SSU-rRNA, 5.8S rRNA, LSU-rRNA)
Cellular component (GO): nucleus; preribosome, small subunit precursor
Molecular function (GO): GTP binding; U3 snoRNA binding; GTPase activity
Source: RefSeq, a predicted model, not a curated record
AUGUCUUCAACGCACCAUCACAGAAGUACGACGAAGGUCGAUCACAAGCCUUUCAAGUCCCGAUUCUCCUCCAAGAGCGCCUUGAAGGACAAAGCAAAAGGCAAGGUUGAAAAUCAUAGAGUCGAGAAGGGUCAGAGAAAAACUCCGCAUCAACAGAUCAUGUCGAAGCUCGCAAGGCGCAACCAGGCGAAACAAUUGCGCAUGCACCACAAGGACAAACGGGAGGGAGACGAGAAUCUAUUCCAAGGUGUGGAUGGUGCGCCUAAGCAUAUAGCUGUUGUGCCGUUGUCCAGAGACAUUGAUGUUCACUCCGCUAUUCGAUCAUUGAACGAGAGUGUCGACCUUCCUGGUCCGGAAUCGACCACUGGCACUAUCCCCGUCCGAAUCGAAAGGUUUCGCCGCAAUCUACUAUACCUGCCGUCCUCAUUCGACCUCCUUACCGCACUGGACGUUUGCAAACUGGCGGAUUGGGUGGUGCUCGUGCUUGAUGCAAAUCAGACGUUCGGACAAGAGGAGGACAAGUUUCUGAAAGCGCUAGAAGGCCAAGGCAUUACAAAUGUCACGGCUGUGGUCAAGGACGUCGAAUCCAAAUUGCCGACGUCGAAGAGGUCGCGGCACCUUACCGACUUGAAAAUUUCCGUUGGCCGAUAUUUCCCAGCUUUGGACAAAUUGUCCAGCCUUGACAACAAAGCCGAUUGCGCGAACUUGGUCAGAAGUUUGUGCACCGCUUCCACCAAAGGGAUCCGCUGGCGCGAUGACAGGAGUUGGAUGUUGGUUGAAAACGUCAAUUACCGUCCCCCAGCCGCAGGUGCUUCCACCACUUUGGUCACACUUACAGGAACUAUACGUGGGAAAGGACUGAAUCCUGAUCGACUCGUCCACGUCCCGGAGUGGGGGGAUUUCCAGAUCAACGCGAUCAGACAACUACCCAGUCAAGGGCGUAGACGCAAAGCAGACGAGAUGGAAGCAGAUGAACCUUUGAGCGAAUGGAAGCCCACGGCCGAUCAGGACGAUCUAGCAGAAUUGGCGCCAGAACAAGCGGAGAUGCAAGACGUUGCCAGUACGGCUGCGGCGACCGAACACAAGGGUGUCCUCCUGGAUGACCACCAUUAUUUCUCGGACGACAAUUCCCACAUCCCUCCCCCGCCCAAGAAACUGCCGAAAGGAACUUCCAGCUACCAGGCUGCAUGGUACCUAGACGACGUGUCCGACUCCGACUCAGAUUACCUCGACGAAGACAACGACGGUGAUGUGGCAAUGGAUGCUGAAGAUUCACAGGGUCCAGAAGACGGAGUGGUUGUCCAUGGAGAUGCCAUGACUGAAGGCGGCGCGUCGGAGUAUCCAGAGUCGGAAAUGCAUGUGGACGCCGACGACGAAGAAGAAGCCCGACAACUGGAAGAGUUCCGGUCCAGCCGAAAGCAAGAAGCCGAAGAGGAUCUCGAGUUCCCCGAUGAGAUCGAGCUACAUCCCGACGUCCUAGCCAGGGAACGACUUGCCAAAUACCGGGGCUUGAAGAGUCUUCGGACAAGUGAAUGGAACCACGCGGCAGACCAGCCCUACGAACCUUUCGACCACAAACGCCUGCUCCAGGUUGCCGACUACAAGAAAUCACAUAGUGCAGCGCUCAAAGAGUCUCUAGCUGGCGGUGUCCUCGCGGGGACAAGGGUUGAAAUCGAAUUGCGCGACGUGCCGGUGUCUCUCGCAUCCAAGCCUCCACCUGCAUCCCUGUUCUCACUCCUGCGCCAUGAGCACAAACAUGCGGUCAUCAACCUUAACCUGACGCUGCAUUCAGACCUCGAAGGUCCCAUCAAAUCCAAAGACGAACUGAUCGUCCAGAUCGGCCAUCGGAGACUUGUGAUCAACCCGAUCUUCUCUGCGGCUGGCCAGACGCCGAACGAUGUCCACAAAUUCGACCGAUUCCUGCAUCCUGGCCGUACAGCAAUCGCCACAUUCACCGGUCCUUUGACAUGGGGUUCCGUGCCUGUUUUGGUGUUUCGCCGGACAGCGAGCAAGGAUACUUCAGACGACAGCGAUGCGCCAGCUCUGGUGGAUACUGCCAAUAACCCCGAACCUCAAUUACAGCCAUCAGACUUUGAACUGAUUGGCACUGCAACAACGCUUCCGCCCUCAUCGUCUCGCGUGGUAGCCAAACGCGUGAUCCUGACAGGCCACCCGUUCAAGAUCCACAAGAAACUCGUGACGGUGCGAUACAUGUUCUUCAACCGCGAGGAUGUGACCUGGUUCGCUGCCUUGCCGUUGUGGACGAAGCGCGGUCGCCAGGGCUUUAUCAAGGAACCACUAGGUACGCAUGGUUAUUUCAAGGCCACCUUCGAUGGGAAGAUCAACCCGAUGGACGCAGUCGGUGUGAGUCUGUACAAGAGGGUAUGGCCUCGGCCUGCGAGGGUGUUGGAAGCAUGA